Messenger RNA from Onychostoma macrolepis, 3482 nucleotides. Its product is annotated as complement factor H-like. The transcript is spliced from 13 exons. Bases 51 to 1946 code for a protein of 631 amino acids. NCBI's taxonomy places the organism in Eukaryota, Metazoa, Chordata, Actinopteri, Cypriniformes, Cyprinidae. The record is from RefSeq and is a predicted model, not a curated record.
AAAACUUUAAAAAAAACUAAAGCUCAGUUAGUUUGUGAGGUGAGCUGAAAAUGAGAGUUCCUGUACAAAUCAUCGGCUUUUCCUGUUUUCUUUUUUCUGUUACCUUUGUGCAAGGUCAAGAAUGUCUUGUUGAGGACAUUAAAUAUGAAAACACCGAACCAGUUGCGAACAUUUCAUACACUGAUGGUGAAACAAUAAAAGUGAAUUGUUUGACAGGUUAUACCGGCUUUUAUAGGUUAAUGUGUAAAAAUGGACAAUGGCUGAUGGUCAUUUCCCAAAUAUGCUCAAAGAAAAGAUGUGGUCACCCAGGGGAAACACCAAAUGGUGAUUUUAAACUUAUAGAGGGGACAGAAUAUACUUACGGAGCAACAGUGCAGUAUACUUGCAAGACAGGGUAUGAAAUGACAAGCAGAAUCAGUUGGCGUCACUGUAGAAUCGAAGGGUGGGAUAAUGCUGUCCCUGUCUGUGAGGAGGUGAGAUGCCCUGUGAUUCACACAGAUGGGGAUGUGACUGCAUCGGGCAACACAAAGGAUGGAACUUAUGGCGAUGUUAUUCACUUUGAGUGUGUAUCUUCUGACAAAAAGCUAGAUGGAAGUAGUGUCAUUCAUUGUAAGGAGAACGGUGUUUGGAGUGGGCCUGUUCCACAGUGCAUAGUAACUUGUCAACUUGAGAUAACUGAACCUGAAGUAAUAAGAACCAUUCCAUGGGGGAAAACAGUUUUCAAAGCUGGAGAAACAGUGGGAAUUAUCUGCACUAGCAAAAACCAGAUCUAUAAUAAACAGGAAACAUUUACGUGCACAGAUAUUGGGAAGUGGGAUUACAAGCCUACUUGUCAGGAGCAUAGGUGUGAAGCUCCACUCAACCAGCACGUGUUUCUCCCAAAAUAUUACUUUAGUGGAGAUCUGAAUUUGGGAGCAAAACGAUCUCACAGUUGUGAGUCUGGAUAUCGUAAAACAGCAGAAGUGGCCACAUGUACACGAGACGGAUGGACACCAAAACCACUGUGUGCUGAAAUUAUGUGUGACCCACCAAGAAUCCCAAAUUCACAGAUUGUAGGAGAUCAGAAACUGAAGUACAAAAUCUCUUCAAAAAUACAAUAUAAAUGUAGUCCUGGAUUUGAACCAGAGCAGCCUGUUCAAAUCACCUGUGAUUCCCAGGGCCAGUGGACAGACAUACGGCAAUGCACUGAUGGUACCUGUGACGAGCAAGAACUCAAAAAUAUACAAAUACUAUUUGGAUAUCCGAGCGCCACAUCACCUUAUAAAUCUGGACAUAUCUUAGUUUUCCGAUGCACUGAUGACAACAUGAGGUUUUAUGGCCAACGUGCAGUUGAAUGCCUGCCAGAUGGGAGGUGGAAUUACCCCUAUCCACAAUGUGGAGGAACGGUUCAGUGCUCCAAACCAACAAAGAACUUGCAGUUUGUGACACUGCCAGAUGAGAAAACUGAAUACAGCAACUCUGAGACUCUGACAUACACGUGUAAUGAACCGUACAAUGAAAUUCCAAGAGGAGUUUUAAAGUGUCAAAACGGAAAGUGGAAUGGAACGUUUGACUGCAAAAGUAAGAUCUGUCCACCUCCUCCGUAUCUUCAACAUGGAGAUUACAGCAUCAACAGUACACAAGAUGAUGUGAUCACAGCAGUAUCUUACACUUGCCAGUCUUACUUUGUGCUUACCAAGCAACAGGACGUUUAUAAGUGUGUGGAUGGAAAAUGGGAGACUCCUCCAAAAUGUCUGAGACCUUGUGAAAUUGAUGAUUUUGUUGAGAAGUACAAUCUACAGCUUCCUACAGGAAAGAUCUACAUAAGGCAUGCUGAAAAGUAUAGACUGAACUGUAGAGAUGGAUGGAAUGCUGGAAGUGAGAUGAACAUGUAUGUGGAUGUGUUGUGCUCCAAUGGGAAUCUACAGAUAGACAAAAGUUGUAAUACACAAAAUAAAAGAAAAUAAACAGGAGUGGUAAUUGAGGUAACCCAGUUCAGUUUUAAAAACGACAAAUUUACUCUACGUUUAUACCUUUCUACAAAAGAGGACAUCCCUAAAUGGAGGUUUCAAGAGAUUUUGUCAGGUUUAGCUCACUUCUGGUACAAAUUUUCCCCCAUAAUAUAGUUAAGUAUAUACACACAUAAAACUUGUACAUACAGUAUAUCCCAUUCAGCUACAAUUGUAAAAAUGAAAUUUUACAUUAUCUUGCAGAAAUUGUAUUUCUUGCUACCUGGUCUCAAGGCAUUUACGUACCUGGGUGCACUUUUUAGCGUGACAUGAAAUACGUACCAAUAAGUACAUAUCACUGCAGUUUCCAAAAUAAAUGAACAUUUUCACACAAAUUUACAUAGUUGCGAUUAAUAAAGCGUAAUUUUCGCACAAUUACUUGAAGAAUAUCAUGCUAUGACUUCAAAACAAUAUUAAUAUGCUGGGAGAUUUGAAAACUGAUAUGCUUUUGAACGUUAGCAUCGCACACAUCCAGCUUCAUAUCUAUGGGUUUUCAUAGAUAAGUUUGUUCGGUAGCUCACGGAGACGGACUUAAGAGACGAGAAGCACUGGUUCAAAUCCCGUGUAACUAUGGUUCAACAAAGCAGUUAAAAUCUGCAUAAAAAGAAGUUAAAAUGGCACAGUUGCAAUAGCUAAUAUGUUUUUAUAUCAGUUUUGCAUUUGUUAACACUAUCGGGUAGGUUUAGGGCUGGAUUUGGUGUUGGGCAUAUUUCCAACAUGAUAGAGCAUUAACCUUUAGCGACAGUCCCCGGAUAUUUGAAUUCUGAACCGCCGCAAUACGUAUCUGAAGCAACGUAAUAAAAAAAACAGCAAUACGUACCAAUAUCUACGUAAUAAAAACGUGCCAGGGUUCACAUAUUGAACCUGUGUUUUAGCGCCACUCGGUGGACAUUUCUAUUUGAAACUGCGGCGAAACGUGCAGCAAGGUACAUAAAACGGUGUCGCACAAAAAGUGCGCAGAGGUACCUAUUUUUAUGAGACCAGGUUGAUUUCUUUGUAUUUCUUAUCUGUGUGAACAUUCCUUCAACAACCUUUUUUGAUUAAAUAUGUUUAUAAUUAGACUGACUUUGGAUUUUAGUUCCUAUCACUUGCUCACCAAUGGAUCCUCAGCAGUGAAUGGGUGCCGUCAGAAUGACAGUCUGAACAGCUGAUAAAAACAUCACAAUAUUCCACAAAUAUGUUAAACUACACAUCUCCAGUCCAUCAAUUAACAUCUUCUGAAGUUAAAAGCUGCAUGUUUGUAAGAAACAUCAAACAUUUAAACUUCAAACUGCUGCUUCCGACUAAGUCCUCUAUCCAUAAUAGUGCUUUCUCCAUUGAAAAAGUCAUCUCAUCUGAAUCAGGAGAGAAAUAUGCACAGAUCAAGCUUUUAAACCUGUGCUUCUUUCAGGUCUCUCCUAUCACACUGCAGACUGGAUCUCUUGUAAAUGUUACUCUUGUACAUCAGUUAUCAAGUUCAGUGAAAAUGUUUUCAGAGGACUCAAAUAAAUAUAC